AUGUUUCCCACUCAGCAACUUUUAGAAAAAGUUAGUAAGGAAAUCCAAAAUAUUCCGAAUAAACGUAAAGAAAGCAAGCGUGGAAUUCAUUAUGGCUUAUUCUUGUUGGGUUAUAAAUCUGGUCUACGCAUCAGUGAAGCAGCAAAAAAGAAAGGUUGGUUUACAUCCCAAAAAGAGUUAUCGGAGUUAGGAAUUAGCGAAAGCAUAGAGUUAUCGCCACACACUCUACGCCGUUCUUUUGCUACUUAUCAGGCAGAAUCUGGUAUGCCUUUGCCUAUUCUCCAAAAAUUAUUGGGACAUUCCUCAAUUAGAACCACUGCUUUAUAUUGGCGGAAUAUUUAUGGUGAUAACAAAGGAGAUACUGACGCUCCUAAUAUUCUCGCCGGCAAAAAAAUACCAAAGAACCCCGAAUCUGUUUUUAUAGAACAAGAAUCGGUAAUUUCACCACAAAAACCAAUUCAGCAGGAUAAUUCCUUAUCAGCUCCAAAUCUUAGCAAAAAACUCCCACAAUUAGUUAACGCAAUUCCACCAAAAUCUCAAGAGAAGUUUUUACUAGCCAACACCAACAAAAAAAAUGAUCAGCUACAAACCAGUCAACAGUUAAUAUUAAUCCCUAACCAAAGGGAAAAAAUAACCAAAACAGAACUUAUUUUAUUAGCUAAAAUUAAAAAUUUGGAGCAGCAAUUAGUCCAAAUUCAAACUGAAAAUAAAAGUUUAAAGUCUGAAAAUCGGCACUUGAAGAUCCUAAUUCAGCAAAACCAAUUAAAAACCGAAGCAAAAAUUAUCCAACCACUAUCUUAG
This is a messenger RNA of Ambispora gerdemannii, 801 nucleotides long. Lineage: Eukaryota; Fungi; Glomeromycota; Glomeromycetes; Archaeosporales; Ambisporaceae. The record is from the annotation of a GenBank genome assembly.